UUUGUAUCCUCUCACCUCUCCGUGUCUCUGUCCCCAGUACAUGUCGGGAUUCGGCAACGAGUUUGCCUCGGAGGAUCCGCGCUGCCCAGGUGCCUUACCUGACGGACAGAAUAAUCCCCAGGUCUGUCCGUACGGUCUGUACGCCGAGCAGCUCUCGGGCUCCGCCUUUACCUGUCCCAGGAGCUCCAAUAAGAGAAGCUGGCUGUACCGUAUCCUUCCUUCCGUCCGCCACAAACCCUUCCAGCCGUACCAGCAGAACAACCUGACUCACAACUGGGAUGAAGUGGAACCGGAUCCCAAUCAGCUGAGGUGGAAGCCAUUCGUGAUAGAGGAGAAGAAGCCGGACUUCGUGGAUGGGCUGUACACACUGUGCGGAGCCGGCGAUGUCAAGUCACGCAAUGGAAUCGCCAUCCACAUCUACACAUGUAACACCUCCAUGAUCAACAGGUGUUUAUAUAACUCUGACGGCGACUUUCUCAUCGUUCCUCAGCAGGGGAAGAUCCUCGUCCUCACCGAAUUUGGGAAGAUUUUGGUGGAGCCCAAUGAUAUCUGCGUUAUUCAGCAAGGCAUGCGCUUCAGUGUGGAGGUCUUCGGAGACUCCAGGGGUUACGUCCUUGAGGUGUUCGGCGUCCACUUUGAGCUCCCUGAUCUGGGGCCAAUCGGGGCCAACGGACUGGCCAACCCCAGAGACUUCCUGACCCCCGUGGCCUGGUUCGAAGACCGGACUGUGGAAGGCGGCUACACGGUAAUCGGCAAGUACCAGGGAAGACUCUUCUCCUCCCUGCAGGACUUUUCACCGUUUAACGUGGCGGCGUGGCACGGGAACUACGCUCCCUACAAGUACGACCUGGAGACCUUCAUGGUGAUAAACUGCGUGGCGUUCGAUCAUGCGGACCCGUCCAUCUUCACCGUGCUGACAGCCAAGUCCCUGAGGCCCGGCGUGGCCAUUGCGGAUUUCGUCAUCUUUCCUCCACGCUGGGGGGUGGCGAACCGCACCUUCCGCCCCCCCUAUUAUCACAGGAACUGCAUGAGCGAGUUUAUGGGGCUGAUUAAGGGCCGCUACGAGGCCAAGGAGGACGGCUUCCAGCCCGGCGGGGGCAGCCUGCACAGCGCCAUGACGCCCCACGGGCCCGACGCCGAGUGCUUCGAGAAGGCCAGCAACGCCAAGCUGGAGCCCGAGCGCGUGGCCGAAGGGACGAUGGCGUUCAUGUUCGAGUCCUCGCUGAGCAUGGCCGUCACCCGCUGGGGGCUGGAGACCUGCAACCGCCUGGACAAGGAGUAUUACCGCUGCUGGGAGCCCCUGCGCAGCCACUUCAAACCCCCUCCCCCGAGCAAGAAGUGACCCCGCCCCCGAGGAAUAC
Messenger RNA from Nanorana parkeri, 1361 nucleotides. RefSeq names its product homogentisate 1,2-dioxygenase (gene HGD). Gene Ontology annotation, biological process: L-phenylalanine catabolic process. The record is from RefSeq and is a predicted model, not a curated record. The annotation marks the transcript as partial. Gene Ontology annotation, molecular function: homogentisate 1,2-dioxygenase activity. The transcript has 13 exons. Gene Ontology annotation, cellular component: cytoplasm. NCBI's taxonomy places the organism in Eukaryota, Metazoa, Chordata, Amphibia, Anura, Dicroglossidae.